This is a messenger RNA of Gadus chalcogrammus (walleye pollock), 10940 nucleotides long. RefSeq names its product kinase D-interacting substrate 220b (gene kidins220b). The record is from RefSeq and is a predicted model, not a curated record. NCBI's taxonomy places the organism in Eukaryota, Metazoa, Chordata, Actinopteri, Gadiformes, Gadidae. Gene Ontology annotation, molecular function: protein binding.
UUCAGUUCUACACAAUGAAGCUCAUUACCGUUGACUAGAAGACUCAGAAUGUUCCAGCUUUCACUGGACUAGACGGCGGGGCUGCGACAUUUACUGUCUUCUGUAUAAAUUACUUGGUUUCAUUCCUUUAUCCUCUCUUUCUUCAUCACCCCAUCCUCCUCUGUUGCUGUGCGCGUCACGGCAGGGGGCGGGGCUUGUCCGUGAUUGACUCGCAGCGUCUCUUCAGCUCCACUGUUUUUCUGCUCCACAAAAUGGCUGUAGUGUGGGAUGGGGAAUAGACUGCUGCCUUUCAUCUAGAGAAGACCCGCAGAAGACACAUCUCCCACCGGGACCCGUGCCGCCCGGACCGGACCGACCCCUCAUCUCUCACCGGCGGUGUUUAACGAGCCGUAACCAUGGACACCACCACCUCCAUCAAGAUGACCACGCUGGCCAUCCAGAACCUGUUCAGCUACGUGGAGGAGGAGAACCUGGGGGCACUGAAGUCCCACCUGGACCGAUUCAAGGAGGUGGACGGCCGCAGCGACAAUGGUCAGACUCCCCUGAUGUUGGCCUCUGAGCAAGGCAGCCUGGAGAUCGUUCAGGAGCUGAUCAGGAGGGGAGCCAACGUCAACCUGGACGACGUGGACUGCUGGUCCGCUUUGAUCUCAGGCGCCAAGGAGGGGCACCUGGAGGUGGUCAAGGAGCUGCUGGAGAACAGCGCCUACCUGGAGCACAGAGACAUGGGUGGCUGGACAGCCCUUAUGUGGGCUGCCUAUAAAGGUCGCGUGGAGGUCUGCGAGCUUCUACUGGAGAAUGGAGCCAACCCCAACACAACAGGACAGCAGUACAGUGUGUAUCCUAUCAUCUGGGCGGCGGGGCGCGGCCACGCUGACAUCGUCAAGCUGCUCCUCGACAACGGAGCCAAGGUCAACUGCUCCGACAAGUAUGGCACCACCCCUCUGAUCUGGGCCUCCAGGAAGGGUCACUUCGAGAGUGUGAUGCACCUGCUGGAGAACGGAGCGGAUGUCGACCAGGAGGGGGCGAACUCGAUGACGGCCCUGAUCGUGGGGGUGAAGGGGGGCUUCUCGGAGGUGGUGAAGGAGCUGCUGAAGAGGAACCCCAACGUCAACAUGACGGACAAGGACGGCAACACCGCGCUGAUGAUCGCCGCCAAGGAGGGCCACACCGAGAUCGUCCAGGACCUGCUGGACGCCGGCACCUACGUCAACAUCCCCGACCGGAGUGGGGACACAGUUCUGAUCGGAGCCGUGCGGGGCGGACACGUGGAGAUCGUCAAGGCUCUGCUGCAGAAGUACGCUGACAUCGACAUCAGAGGACAGGAGAACAAGACGGCGCUGUACUGGGCGGUGGAGAAGGGGAACGCCACCAUGGUCCGAGACAUCCUGCAGUGCAACCCCGACACCGAGAACUGCACCAAGGAUGGAGAGACUCCUCUGAUCAAAGCCACUAAGAUGAGGAACAUCGACAUUGUUGAGCUGCUGCUGGAUAAAGGAGCCAAGGUUUCAGCGGUGGACAAAAAAGGAGACACGCCCCUCCACAUCGCCAUCCGGGGGCGGAGCCGGCGGCUGGCCGAGCUGCUGCUGAGGAACCCUAAAGAUGGCCGCCUGCUGUACCGGCCCAACAAGGCGGGAGAGACGCCGUACAACAUCGACUGCAGCCACCAGAAGAGCAUCCUCACGCAGAUCUUUGGAGCGCGCCACCUGUCCCCCUCUGAGUGCGACGGGGACAUGCUAGGUUACGACCUGUACAGCAGCGCGCUGGCAGACAUCCUGAGCGAGCCCACCAUGCAGCCGCCCAUCUGCGUGGGGCUGUACGCCCAGUGGGGCAGCGGCAAGUCCUUCCUGCUCAAGAAGCUGGAGGACGAGAUGAAGACCUUUGCUGGCCAGCAGGUGGAGCCCCUGUUCCAGUUCUCGUGGCUGGUGGUGUUCCUCUCUCUCCUGCUGUGCGCCUCGGUCGCCCUGGUGCUGGGCUUCACCGUGGACCCCAAGCUGGCCAUGGCCGUGUCCCUCAGCCUGCUGGCCCUGCUCUACCUCUUCUUUGUGGUGGUGUACUUCGGCGGGCGGCGCGAGGGGGAGAACUGGACGUGGGCCUGGGUGCUGAGCACCCGUCUGGCCCGUCACCUUGGUUACCUGGAGCUGCUGCUGAAGCUGAUGUUCGUCACACCGCCGGACCUGCCGGAGCAGAGCACCCGGGCACUUCCUGUCAGGUUCCUGUUCACCGACUACAACCGUCUGUCCAGCGUGGGCGGGGAGACCUCCAUGGCUGAGAUGAUCGCCACGCUGUCCGACGCCUGCGAGGCCGAGUUCGGCUUCCUGGCCGCCCGACUCUUCAGGGUCUUCAAGACGGAGGACACCCAGGGGAAAGGUAAGCAGCGGUGGAAGCGGACCUGCUGCGUGCCGUCCUUCGUGCUCUUCCUGCUGGUGCUGGCCUGCCUGAUCACGGGGCUGGCGCUGCUGGCCGUGUUCCGGCUGCAGCCCGACCACCAGACGGUGAACGCCGUGCUGGUGGCGGUGGCCAGCCUGGUGGGCCUGGCCCUGCUGCUCAACGUGCGCACCUGGUGGCAGGUGAGCGACUCGGUGCUGCACUCGCAGAGGAAGAGGCUGCACGGCGCCGCCAACAACCUCGCCAAGCUCAAGAGCGAGGGCUUCAUGAAGGUGCUGAAGAGCGAGGUGGAGCUGAUGGCCCGCAUGGCGAAGAGCAUCGACAGCUUCACCCAGAACCAGACCCGCCUGGCCGUCAUCAUCGACGGCCUGGACUCCUGCGAGCAGGACAAGGUGCUGCAGAUGUUGGACACGGUGAGGGUCCUCUUCUCCAAGGGCCCGUUCAUCUCCAUCUUCGCCAGCGACCCCCACAUCAUCAUCAAGGCCAACCAGAACCUGAGCAGCGUGCUGCGCGACUCCAACAUCAACGGCCACGACUACAUGAGGAACAUCGUGCACCUGCCCGUCUUCCUGAACAGCCGGGGGCUCAGCUCCGCCCGCAAGCUGGCGCCCGGCCCCGGAGCCCGGGACCCCGCCGCCCCCGCCGACGGCUGGCACGAGGAGCUGGACAGGAAGUUGUCUCAACACAGUCUGGGAGAACUCUCCAAGUUCGGCAGCAAGACCACCUUGAACCGCCGGGACACGUACCGGCGUCGGCAGCAGGUGCAGCGCUCGGUGACGCGGCAGAUGUCCUUCGACCUCAGCAAGCUGCUGGUGACCGAGGACUGGUUCAGCGACAUCAGCCCUCAGACCAUGAGGAGACUGCUGAACAUCGUCUCUGUUACAGGCCGUCUGCUGAGAGCCAAUCAGAUCACGUUUAACUGGGACCCGGCUGGCGUCGUGGAUCACCUGACGGAGCAGUGGCCGUACCGAACCUCCUGGCUCAUCCUGCUGCUGGAGGAGACGGACGGAGUUCCCGACACCACCACCCUCAAGGCCAUCUACGACAGUGCACGGAGUGCGGGUUGCCAUGGCGACGGGAUGCUGAGUGUGUUGGUGGUCCAGAUCUCCAAGGGCAUCCCGACCACCAAGGACGUGGAGCCGCUGCUGGAGAUCGACGCCGACGUGCGGAGCUUCGAGGUCUUCCUGUCCUCGGCGUACCCCUGUGCUCUCGGCCCGCGACAUCAAGACCUUCCUGCCCUGCACCUCAACCUGGACCCCAAGCUCAGGGAGAUCAUCUCAGACGCGGUUCGGCCCGGAGCGAUGAACCUGAGUGCGGCGACGUCUCCCAGCAUGCAGCAGGAGGCGCAGGUGCGGCCCACCUCCAUGUACAGCCAGCCCUCCACCGCCUGCUCGCCCUCCGCCUCCUUCGACUGCUGGUCCGCUUUGAUCUCAGGCGCCAAGGAGGGGCACCUGGAGGUGGUCAAGGAGCUGCUGGAGAACAGCGCCUACCUGGAGCACAGAGACAUGGGUGGCUGGACAGCCCUUAUGUGGGCUGCCUAUAAAGGUCGCGUGGAGGUCUGCGAGCUUCUACUGGAGAAUGGAGCCAACCCCAACACAACAGGACAGCAGUACAGUGUGUAUCCUAUCAUCUGGGCGGCGGGGCGCGGCCACGCCGACAUCGUCAAGCUGCUCCUCGACAACGGAGCCAAGGUCAACUGCUCCGACAAGUAUGGCACCACCCCUCUGAUCUGGGCCUCCAGGAAGGGUCACUUCGAGAGUGUGAUGCACCUGCUGGAGAACGGAGCGGAUGUCGACCAGGAGGGGGCGAACUCGAUGACGGCCCUGAUCGUGGGGGUGAAGGGGGGCUUCUCGGAGGUGGUGAAGGAGCUGCUGAAGAGGAACCCCAACGUCAACAUGACGGACAAGGACGGCAACACCGCGCUGAUGAUCGCCGCCAAGGAGGGCCACACUGAGAUCGUCCAGGACCUGCUGGACGCCGGCACCUACGUCAACAUCCCCGACCGGAGCGGGGACACAGUUCUGAUCGGAGCCGUGCGGGGCGGACACGUGGAGAUCGUCAAGGCUCUGCUGCAGAAGUACGCUGACAUCGACAUCAGAGGACAGGAGAACAAGACGGCGCUGUACUGGGCGGUGGAGAAGGGGAACGCCACCAUGGUCCGAGACAUCCUGCAGUGCAACCCCGACACCGAGAACUGCACCAAGGAUGGAGAGACUCCUCUGAUCAAAGCCACUAAGAUGAGGAACAUCGACAUUGUUGAGCUGCUGCUGGAUAAAGGAGCCAAGGUUUCAGCGGUGGACAAAAAAGGAGACACGCCCCUCCACAUCGCCAUCCGGGGGCGGAGUCGGCGGCUGGCCGAGCUGCUGCUGAGGAACCCUAAAGAUGGCCGCCUGCUGUACCGGCCCAACAAGGCGGGAGAGACGCCGUACAACAUCGACUGCAGCCACCAGAAGAGCAUCCUCACGCAGAUCUUUGGAGCGCGCCACCUGUCCCCCUCUGAGUGCGACGGGGACAUGCUAGGCUACGACCUGUACAGCAGCGCGCUGGCAGACAUCCUGAGCGAGCCCACCAUGCAGCCGCCCAUCUGCGUGGGGCUGUACGCCCAGUGGGGCAGCGGCAAGUCCUUCCUGCUCAAGAAGCUGGAGGACGAGAUGAAGACCUUUGCUGGCCAGCAGGUGGAGCCCCUGUUCCAGUUCUCGUGGCUGGUGGUGUUCCUCUCUCUCCUGCUGUGCGCCUCGGUCGCCCUGGUGCUGGGCUUCACCGUGGACCCCAAGCUGGCCAUGGCCGUGUCCCUCAGCCUGCUGGCCCUGCUCUACCUCUUCUUUGUGGUGGUGUACUUCGGCGGGCGGCGCGAGGGGGAGAACUGGACGUGGGCCUGGGUGCUGAGCACCCGUCUGGCCCGUCACCUUGGUUACCUGGAGCUGCUGCUGAAGCUGAUGUUCGUCACGCCGCCGGACCUGCCGGAGCAGAGCACCCGGGCACUUCCUGUCAGGUUCCUGUUCACCGACUACAACCGUCUGUCCAGCGUGGGCGGGGAGACCUCCAUGGCUGAGAUGAUCGCCACGCUGUCCGACGCCUGCGAGGCCGAGUUCGGCUUCCUGGCCGCCCGACUCUUCAGGGUCUUCAAGACGGAGGACACCCAGGGGAAAGGUAAGCAGCGGUGGAAGCGGACCUGCUGCGUGCCGUCCUUCGUGCUCUUCCUGCUGGUGCUGGCCUGCCUGAUCACGGGGCUGGCGCUGCUGGCCGUGUUCCGGCUGCAGCCCGACCACCAGACGGUGAACGCUGUGCUGGUGGCGGUGGCCAGCCUGGUGGGCCUGGCCCUGCUGCUCAACGUGCGCACCUGGUGGCAGGUGAGCGACUCGGUGCUGCACUCGCAGAGGAAGAGGCUGCACGGCGCCGCCAACAACCUCGCCAAGCUCAAGAGCGAGGGCUUCAUGAAGGUGCUGAAGAGCGAGGUGGAGCUGAUGGCCCGCAUGGCGAAGAGCAUCGACAGCUUCACCCAGAACCAGACCCGCCUGGCCGUCAUCAUCGACGGCCUGGACUCCUGCGAGCAGGACAAGGUGCUGCAGAUGUUGGACACGGUGAGGGUCCUCUUCUCCAAGGGCCCGUUCAUCUCCAUCUUCGCCAGCGACCCCCACAUCAUCAUCAAGGCCAUCAACCAGAACCUGAGCAGCGUGCUGCGCGACUCCAACAUCAACGGCCACGACUACAUGAGGAACAUCGUGCACCUGCCCGUCUUCCUGAACAGCCGGGGGCUCAGCUCCGCCCGCAAGCUGGCGCCCGGCCCCGGAGCCCGGGACCCCGCCGCCCCCGCCGACGGCUGGCAUGAGGAGCUGGACAGGAAGUUGUCUCAACACAGUCUGGGAGAACUCUCCAAGUUCGGCAGCAAGACCACCUUGAACCGCCGGGACACGUACCGGCGGCGGCAGCAGGUGCAGCGCUCGGUGACGCGGCAGAUGUCCUUCGACCUCAGCAAGCUGCUGGUGACCGAGGACUGGUUCAGCGACAUCAGCCCUCAGACCAUGAGGAGACUGCUCAACAUCGUCUCUGUUACAGGCCGUCUGCUGAGAGCCAAUCAGAUCACGUUUAACUGGGACCGGCUGGCGUCGUGGAUCAACCUGACGGAGCAGUGGCCGUACCGAACCUCCUGGCUCAUCCUGCUGCUGGAGGAGACGGACGGAGUGCCCGACACCACCACCCUCAAGGCCAUCUACGACAGGAUCUCCAAGGGCAUCCCGACCACCAAGGACGUGGAGCCGCUGCUGGAGAUCGACGCCGACGUGCGGAGCUUCGAGGUCUUCCUGUCCUCGCGUACCCCUGUGCUCUCGGCCCGCGACAUCAAGACCUUCCUGCCCUGCACCAUCAACCUGGACCCCAAGCUCAGGGAGAUCAUCUCAGACGUGCGUGCGGCCCGGGAGCAGAUGAACCUGAGUGCGGCGACGUAUCCCAGCAUGCAGCAGGAGGCGCAGGUGCGGCCCACCUCCAUGUACAGCCAGCCCUCCACCGCCUGCUCGCCCUCCGCCUCCUUCGUGGGCGGGGGCGGCGGCGAGACCCACAGCAGCUACUACAGCGGCCUGGCCGGGCCCCAGCACCCCUUCUAUAACAGGCCUUAUUUCCCCCAACAUGUCUACCAAUGGCCACGCCCCCACCCGGGCUUCACCUACCAACCACCUCACCUCCUGCCACGCCCAUUCUCUAGGACCGCCCCCUACAGGGACUACUGCUGCGCACCUCUGUCUAGGGGUUCAUCUUUAAAAAAGAAGCAGGCCGCUGCCUCGGUGGUCUCCGGCGUGCCCCCCGUGCUGCUCUCCUCCCUGAACACGGAGGCCGUGUGCGAGCGCGUCCGCCUGGUGGAGGGCAUCGACCACGGCAUGCUGCCCCAGUACACCGCCACCAUCCGCAAGGCUAACGUGAACGGACGUGUGCUGACCCAGUGCAACAUCGACGAGCUGAAGAAGGAGAUGAACAUGAACUUCGGCGACUGGCAGCUGUUCAGAGCCACGAUCGUGGACAUGCGCAUCAUGGAGAGCCAGGUGCUGCAGGACGACGCCGCCAGUGAGCAGGGCAGCAUGGCGGCCCCACGCGCCGCGGCCCCGCCCCACGUGGGCGUGGCCAACGCCGACGGCUCCUCCCCCAUGUACAACUUCAACCUGAGCUUCGAGGAGCUCAGCAACCUGGGGCUGGAGGAGCCCCCCAGGACCUCCAACCUGCAGUGGAUGAGCGGCGGGCAGCGGACGGCGAGCAUGACCAGCCUGAACUCCCAGGAGUCGUCCAACGACAUCUGGCGCCUGACGGACCGCCAGCAGUCCGAGUACCGCUCGGCCUACCAGGAGUACGUGGCCCAGAUGGCCAACGUGGAGAUGGGCGGGGCCGGGGAGCGCCCCGUGCAGCCGCAGCCCGGCCACUUCAUGACGCCCGCGCCCCCGGAGGGCGGAGCCAAGGAGGGGGCGGAGCCCGACGCCCGCAAGCCCUACGCCAAGAGGCCCGGGGCGGGCGGGGCCGGGGGGAAGCCGGCCGCCGCCGACCCGGACGCCGACGCCCUGGACCCCAUCACGGAGGAGGACGAGAAGGCGGAGCACCACGGCUCCGCCCGCUCCGUCCUGACCCGCAAGGCCAGCUCCUCCUCCGAGCGGGGGGGGGCGGGGCUGUUCGCCGCCGGUGCCGCUGAGCUCAAGAUGAAGGCCAGCGGCGGCGGCUACCAGAAGCUAACGAGCGACGACGAGUCGGAGGAGUCCGACCACGCCCCUCUGCUGAAGGACGGGGGCGGGGCCGCGGGCCAGGGGGGCGGGGCCCCGACCGCCGCCGGCGCCCCGGCGCUGAAGGGGAAGGACUUCCUGUCCGACGUGACGCUGGACAAGAAGGACUCGUCGGACUCGGGGGUGCGGUCCAACGAGAGCUCGCCCAACCACUCGCUGCGGGACGAGGAGGCGGAGCUGUCCCAGCUGGAGGGCGCCAACCUGAUGGAGCUGGAGGAGGAGACGCAGGCCCGGCGCCGCGCCCCGCCCCCCGGCUCGCUGGGCGGGGGCGGGGCCCUGCAGGACGUCCGCAUGUCCAUCUGCUCCGAGGACCAGUGCAGCCUGCUGGCCAGCAGCCCCGAGGAGAGCUGGUCCUCGCGCUCCUACAACCUCAACCUGGCGCCCAGCACCGUCGCCAACAACAACACCAACAACCGGCCCCGGCCGGCCGGCCCCGAGGGCUCCAUCUCCUCCUCCACCUCCUCCUCCACCACCGGGGACGUCAUCUCCCCCCCGGUGGCCUCCUCCACCACCUCCUCCUCCUCCACUUCCUCCUCCACCACCACCAAGCCGGGCCCCCACAACGAGAACGUGCGGGUGGUGCACCUAAAGAGGGGCCCCAACCCGGGGGACCCCCCGGAGAUCUGCUCCGUCAGCUCCGACACCGUCACCUUCGGCGAGGAGCGGGAGAGCAUCCUGUAGGAGGGGAGGAGCUACGGCUCGACGUCGAGGUGGUCGCUAAGCGAGUCCCUGUUGCCGUUUGUCAGUUGCUCCGUGUCGGUUGGUUAGUGGUGGUUUGUUUUGUUUAAGUAGCUCCGCUGUGCGUUUUGUUGCUCUCUGGGCUGAAGUAGCUUAGCUUUAGCCUUAGUAGCUUCUGUGUGCUGAGCUAGCUCACUUGCUCUGGUGUAGUUGCUAUAAGUUGCAAAAGCUAGCUAGACCUUGUAGAGUUGUUGUCUGUGUUCUAAGCUAGAUAGCCCUGGCAGGGUUCUUUGAAUGCUAGGUUAGUUAGCCAUGGCAGAGUUGUGUUUGUGCUAAGCUAGCUAGCUAGUCCUUGUGGCAUUAAUUAUCGUAACUUGGCUAGCUCUGGUGGGGUUAUUCUAUGUGCAAGGCUAGUUAACCCUGGCAGGAUUGUUAUGUGUGCUGAGCUAGCUAGCGCUAGCAUGGUUGGGAUGUGUAUGCUAAGCUAUCUAGCAUGGUUGUUCUGUGUAUGCUAAGCUAGCUAGACCUAACAUGGUUGUGAUGCGUGUGCUGAACUAGCUAGCAGUGUUUUAAUGCAUGCAGUCUGGAUGCACUAAAUUAGAAUCACCUGUUGAACAGUUCUGCUGGUGUCUGGCGUUUAAGAAAACCAAAUUGAAGUCAUAAACUUUAUUUUAACUCUUUUGAAACAUGAGCUAGAAAACUAAGUCAAUGACCCCUUUGAAUUAAUAUUGAACCAUUAAUGACAAUAUUUAAUAUUUUAAAUCCAGCCAUGUUGUUUUAUGAGUAAUAUUCACAGGAACUCACUGGUGAACAUGGUAAUAAAUGGAAAAUAGUAAAAGUAAAGUAAAUAUUCAGUGUUGACCAUGAUCUGACCCGACCAGGUCCAUCUUGUUUGUGUUGUGUUAUUCUGCUGGUUCCUGAUCUCUGAAAGAGAUGACAGAUGAGGUGGUCUAACCCCCAACUCUAUCCCCCCCAACUCUCUCACCCCCGACCCCCUCAACCCCAACUCUGUCUUCUAACGGGACUGGUCGUGUUAAAGGUUUCACUCUCUUCAGACGGCACCUGUGUACGAAUCGUCUGUGAAGUUUGUUAACCAACUGAUUUCUGGAUGAAUAGUUUAUAAGACCUUUUUAAGACAGUAUUAAACCACUAACAAACCUAACGCCAGUUGACUCAACUCUAAAUAAGUCUGUUCCCGUCUGUCAUCUUAUUCUGACCCACCAGGAGGUUAUGAAUAGAAGUUCAGUGUUAACAAGUUGUGAUGUGAAGUUGAUACUGCGUUAUGUUCGUCUCUCGAGUUAUUAAGGACAACACAUGACUACAGUCGUCCUAGAAACCAUAGCAACUAGAAGACCUGCUCCCGUUUUAAACCUGCUUCUGUCGAUUGUCGCUGUGCACUUAAAUAAACUGCUUAAUAGAUGUGACGAGGUGAAACCUAGGAGUUAAAAGCAUGGACCAAUCGAAGCGCAUGUAGUGAAAAUCAACACGCAUGUAGUGAAAAUCCACACGCAUGCUUGUGUUAAAUCGCUGGUGUUUUGCAUGCCUUGUGAUGUGAAUAUUUAAUGUUAUAUCUGUGACACUCCAAGAUGAAUAAAAGCCGUAACUGGCAUCAAGAAGUGUCUUAAGGUGGAGCCAUUUGAAAUAAAAUGCUUUUGGUUACAGAAACUGUUAUAAGUCUUGUAUUUUUUUCUUAAAGAUAUGCCAUCUAUUUGGAGUUGAACAUUUAGUAAUUUUGCAGAAUCAUUUAUCCAAAGAAAACAAACAGUAGAUAUAAGGGAUAGUUUGCUGGUCAAAACUUAAGGUAGGUCUACUUAAAGAAGCAGAGUUAAAAAAUUAAACUGUCAAACCAGGUACAUCUUUUAACCGGCGAUGACCGACCACCGCCGCAAGAUGUCACCACAGAGCAAGUUCAAAAUAAGUCCGUUAAUAUUCGGCUAAUUAACAAUAUAACUUGAUUCCAUUCAGAGUCUUUAGUCCACUUAUCAAAACAGCACCGUUCAUAUAAUAUAUAUGCAUUCCUCAAAACAUACUUUAAUAUUUAAUGCUACAUUAUCGUGUAUUUGUAUAAAAGUGCAACGCAGGCCACCCUGCAGCAGGCCAGUAAUGUUCAGUUAGUCCCAA